Molecule: messenger RNA, 2981 nt
Organism: Cloeon dipterum
Lineage: Eukaryota; Metazoa; Arthropoda; Insecta; Ephemeroptera; Baetidae
Product: zinc finger protein 665-like
Exons: 6
Coding region: 177-2981 (934 amino acids)
Biological process (GO): regulation of transcription by RNA polymerase II
Cellular component (GO): nucleus
Molecular function (GO): DNA-binding transcription activator activity, RNA polymerase II-specific; zinc ion binding; RNA polymerase II cis-regulatory region sequence-specific DNA binding
Source: RefSeq, a predicted model, not a curated record
CUCUCCCCCUGAUGCCCCUUUAAAAUUGACGUUUGGACGCCAUUACGAGAAGAGUCGGCCGGUCCGCCCUUUUCGGCGCUCGAGAUUAGACAAAUUUGGCCAUUAAAUGUACAAAUUGGGCGUCGAAAAGGCAGUAAGUCUGUCUAGUAAACCCGGCUAGCUGUGUUCAGGCACAAAUGACGUCGAGCGUGACCGAUUUGUGCCGCCUAUGCGGCACAGACACCUUCAACAUAGUGCGGCAUCAUAUUUUUGAAGCCGAAAGCUUGGCUAAAUGCAUAGCCAAAAAGAUCGCCGAAUGCCUACCUGUGAACGUCACACCGCAGGAUCGGCUUCCUAAACACAUGUGCGGCGAAUGCGCGUACAAACUGGACCUGCUGAGCGAGUUCAGAGACAAAGCCGUCAAGACUGAGCAUCUCCUCGAAUCCCUGGUGGAUGGGGUCAAGCCUGAGAUAUUAGAGAAUGAAGAGCCUGACAAUGACUUGGGAGCCGACGACGGCUUUCGGUCGGACAGUCCGGAUCAGCCAGAGCCGGAAGUGCUGAUCAAAGAGGAGGAUGCGGAACCACGUCCGGAGAGGAGACCCGUACGAAAGGCGGCUAGGAAGGUCGGAAGGCCGCGAGGCCGAAAGAGGAAACAGACUGAGAUUGAGCCCGACACUGAGGAGGAGGUGGAAUCCGAGGAGGCGCCCAAGAAGGCCGUUAAGAAGGAAGAAGCCCCUCCCAAGGUGUACAGGAAGCGCGGCCGCAAACCCAAGAAUAACAAGGAGAGCCCAGGGCGCCGCUAUGGGUGCUGCGGGCGGCGUUUCGCGUCGCAGCAGGCGCUGCGGCGGCACGCGUGCACGACGCUGCGGAUGCUGACGUGCGACUUCUGCGGCCAGAUGUACACCUCGCUCGAGGCCAUCCGACGGCACGUACGGCGGCAGCACCUGCUGGCGCACGCGUGCCAGGCGUGCGCGGCGCGGUUCGAAAGCGCCAAGGGCCUGGAGCGCCACCGGCUGACCUGCCUGCCCGCCAGCUGUCCGCAGUGCCAGCAGAGCUUCCCGAGCGCGGCCGCCGUCGAGCGUCACGUGCGCUCGACGCACGAGGCGCGCUUCGUGUGCCGCUUCUGCGGCAAGCGCUUCGCGCUGCGCACCAAGCUGACGGACCACGAGCGCUCGCACACCAACGAGCGGCCGUUCGAGUGCGCGCUGUGCCCGGACAAGGCGUUCACCUCCAAGGCCUACCUGCUGGCGCACAUGAAGCAGAAGCACGUGAAGCGCGAGGAGAGUCUCAGCUGCGACGUGUGCCUCAAGACGUUCGCCUCCAUCAAGGGCCUGCGCAGCCACCGCGUCACGCACUUCGACGAGCUGAAGAAGUUCGUCUGCCGCAUCUGCAAGGCCGCCUUCCACGCCCGGCACAACCUGGCCUCGCACCACCUGGUGCACACCGGCGAGAAGGCCUUCAGCUGCGAAGAGUGCGGAGCGCCGUUCACCCGCCGCUCCAGCCUCAAGGCGCACGUCAGCUUCAAACACAGCAAGGAGCUGGCCAGCCACGUGUGUCCCGAGUGCGGAAAGCGCUUCCCGCAGACGUCGCACCUCAAGAGGCACCUGCUCACGCACACCGGCGAGCGCAGCCACCUCUGCGACCUGUGCGGCAAGAGCUUCUCGCAGGUGGCGCAUCUGCACACGCACAAGCGCCUCAGGCACAAGGUGCUGCCCUACGAGUGCGGCGUGUGCGGCCGACAGUUCAAAUUGAAAACGGACUUGCUCACCCACAUGGGCGAGCAUCUCCUGCAGCGAUCCAGAGAAGGCGACGUCGACAAGGAAGAGAAGGAGGCGGCGGUGCAGCCGGCCGAGGUGGAUCGGCUCGAGGCGCUGGACGCGCUGACGUGCGACGCGUGCUUCAAGCCAUUCCACACGCUGCCCGACCUGAAGCGCCACUUGCGUUCGCACGCGAAGCGCAUCACGAAGCGGCCGACGCCGUGCCCGUACUGCCGGCAGCGGUUCGCGCUGCGCUGCGUGGAGCGGCGGGUGCACAUCGAGCGGUGCCACCCGCCGCGCUUCAAGUGCGACGACUGCGAGUACGUGGCGCGCUCGCUCGGCGACCUCGAGGAGCACUUCAAGGCGCAGCACGCCGUGCAGGUGCGCGUGCGCCGCGAGUUCUUCUGCGACCUGUGCCCGGGCCGCAAGGCGUACCUGAAGCGCCGCAGCAUGCGCGAGCACUUCCAGCGACGCCACCUCAAGCUGAACGUGUGCCAGCACUGCGGGCGCGCGCACGGCAGCCCGGCGGCGCUGCUGGUGCACGAGCGGCUGCACACCGGCGAGCGGCCGUACGUGUGCGAGAUGUGCGGCCGCGCCUACCACAACGCGUCCAGCCUCAACAUGCACAAGCACUCGUACCACCGCGGCGACGCCAACCGCCGCGCCCCGCAGGACCGGCUCGUGUGCCAGCUGUGCCAGGAGCGCUUCCUCACGCUGGAGGCGGUGCGCGAGCACCUCGAGUCGGUGCACGGCGUCAUGCGCGGCGACUCGGCGCGCGAGCGCGGCUUCGAGUGCGAGGUGUGCCACAAGCGGUUCACCGCGCUGCAGACGAUGCGCGACCACAUGCUGCUGCACCGCGGCGAGCGGCCGCACGAGUGCCACAUCUGCAACAAGCGCUUCACCACGCGCAGCGUGCGCAACAAGCACGUCCUCGUGGUGCACCAGGGCAUCGACGAGCGCCGCUUCGCCUGCUCGGCGUGCGGCAAGCGCUUCGUCAACCGCCACAAGCUGACCGUGCACGAGCGGCUGCACACCGGCGAGCGGCCCUUCACCUGCGAGGUCUGCGGCAAGACCUACACCAACGCCAGCCGCGUCAAGGAGCACAAGAUGGCCGUGCACAAGAUCAUGCCCUACAAGUGCGACAAGUGUCCCAAGGAGUUCAAGGUCGGCUCGGAGCUGCGACUCCAUCAGCUGGUGCACGCGCAGCUGCCGCAACCGCCGCCCCCGCAGCCGGUGCAAAUGUGA